Molecule: messenger RNA, 3086 nt
Organism: Xenopus laevis (African clawed frog)
Lineage: Eukaryota; Metazoa; Chordata; Amphibia; Anura; Pipidae
Gene: sfswap.S
Product: splicing factor SWAP S homeolog
Exons: 19
Coding region: 219-2831 (870 amino acids)
Biological process (GO): mRNA 5'-splice site recognition; RNA processing; mRNA processing
Cellular component (GO): nucleus
Molecular function (GO): RNA binding
Source: RefSeq, a predicted model, not a curated record
GGAAAGUCGGCAGCCGUGGCAGAGCUUUUGGUUUUCGGUUAUGCCUGCAAACUCUUCCGGGAUGAUGAGAAAGCCUUAUACCACGAGCAGGGGAGACACCUUAUCCCGUGGAUGGGAGAUUCCCAGAUCAUGAUUGAUAGCCACUUGGCUAAGGGUCGAACCUAGCCAUGAUUUUACCACCAGGAGAUCUACGUUUCUGUGUCGAAGAUCUCUGAGAGAUGCGGACCAGCAGAAAGAAGCCAGAAAAUAUCGAGCGUUUGAGUCUUGUGGAUAGGUAUGAUGGACGGGGUCACUUGCAUGACCUGUCCGAAUAUGACGCAGAGCACAAUUCCUGGAACAGAAACUAUAAUCUGUCAGAAGAGGAGGCUCGUAUAGAGGCACUUUGUGAUGAAGAGAGGUAUUUAGCGUUGCAUACGGACUUGCUGGAAGAGGAAGCAAGGCAAGAGGAAGAGUAUAAGCGGUUAAGUGAAGCUUUGGCCGAAGAUGGUACCUACAACUCUGUGGGCUUUCAGUAUAGUGAAUAUUAUGAUCCUUCGCAGCCCACAGAAGAGGAGGAACCACAAAAGGAUAAAGAUGACAAAGAAUUAAGUGAUAAUGAAGAUAAUGAGGAACCAUUCAUUGCACCAGAAGGACUGAAUGUCCCAUCAGAUGUUGAGCUGCCACCAACAGCAAAAAUGCAUGCUAUUAUAGAGCGGACAGCAAACUUUGUGUGCAAGCAAGGAGUUCAGUUCGAAAUCAUGCUUAAAGCCAAGCAAGCCCGGAACUCACAAUUUGACUUCUUGCGAUUUGACCACUAUCUUAACCCUUAUUACAAGCACAUACAGAAAGCUAUGAAGGAGGGACGGUACAUUCCACAAACAGGAAAAACAAAUGAAGAGAAAAAAAAAGAAAAAGAUGAUGAGGACGACGACGACGAUGAUGAUGAUGAGGGAGGUGAUUACCUUCAUCCAAGCCUUUUUGCUUCCAAACGCUGCAGUAGACUUGAAGAGCUCACAAAGCCGUUGAAAGUGAUUGAUCCAGACCACCCACUUGCAGCUCUUGUAAGAAAAGCUCGGAAUGAGAAAAUGGCUUUACAGCAGGCGACUGACAAUAUUGGACCCCCUCUCACUGCCCAGACUGAAAGCACAACAGAGGCAGCUGUAUCAUCUACAUUUUACAAUUACUACAUGUUGCCGGAUGGAACAUACUGUCUUGCACCGCAAACUCCAGGAAUGGAGGUUAAUAAUUGCUACAGUUCAGUUACAGCAGGUGGGGCUGCACAAAUGGCAACAGGACCCAUAGUUACUCCACAGUCCAGCAAUACUCCUCCACCUUCUGAAGUCAGCUGUGGCACUAACACUAAAGACGCUGCAGAUUCUUAUUCAGCAAGUGCACUUACUCCUGUGGUUGCCAUCAUUCCUCCACCACCUGAUAUUCAGCCAGUUAUUGACAAGCUUGCCCAGUAUGUUGCUCGGAAUGGAAUUAAGUUUGAAACAAGUGUUCGAGCAAAGAAUGAUCCAAGGUUUGAUUUCCUGCAGCCCUGGCAUCAAUAUAACCCAUAUUAUGAAUUUAAGAAACACUUUUUCAUGCAGAGAGAAGGUGUCCAGCCUACGUCUGAGCUUGAUACAAAUGAAAGUCAUGCCGAAGUAAAUAGUGAAUCACUUUUAUGCAGUAAUCCUGUAGUGAAUGAUGGAUACGGCACAAGUUCUAAUGGUGAUUCAGCUGGCAGUAUACCUGUCAGUGAUGGGAAGCUCAUGAAAGUCUCGUUUGCACCAAUAAGUUUUGCAAUAAAGGUAAAGGAAACUGACUUGCUGCCGUUUGAGAAAAACAGAGUUAAAUUAGAUGAUGACAGCGAAGAGGAAGAAGAAAAAGAUGGCCUCCAAAGCAAGGCAGGUGCUUCAUCAAGCAGCAGCCAAACCCUCAGUACUGGGCUAUCCAUGGCAGAAGAAAAGAGACCCCAGCUAACUCCAGAGGAGCUUGAAGCAAAACAAGCAAAGCAAAAGCUAGAAGACAGAUUGGCAGCAGCAGCGAGAGAAAAACUGGCACAAGCAGCAAAAGAAUCAAAAGAAAAGCAACUACAGGCUGAACGUAAAAGGAAAGCUGCCUUAUUCUUACAAACAUUAAAGAAUCCAUUUGAAGCAGAAUUGGGAAGAAUAGAGGGAAGCCCUUCCAGUCCAGAGGUUGUUAACAGCAUGACCUGUGAUCUGUUACCAGAAGACAGAAUAAUACCAACAACUGAGUAUCCUGUCACUGAAAGGUCACUGUACAGAGAAUUUCCCCGGGAAGAGAGAGAAAAAAAGAAGAAACGUAAAAAACACUCCAGGUCAAGAUCUCGCUCUCCAAAACACCAUUAUGAAUCAAAGUCCAAGUCACGACCACAUGGAAAAGUAAAACAUUCCCUUCCCACUGCUUACAGAACAGUUAGACGGUCUAGAUCAAGGUCAAGAUCCCCACGAAAACCUUCUCAGUCAGGGGAAAAGAGGAGAGAAGAAGAGAAAGACAGAGGAGUUCCAAGUGUUUACCGUUUUGGCCACAGCCCAGGCAACAGCAGAAAACGUACACGGUCACGCAGCCCGUCUGAUAAUAGAAAGAAAAGGCAUUCAAGAUCCAAAGCGAGGUCUCGAUCCACCUCCCCCAACAUGCAAGGAUCAAACGUUCGUUCUGUGCAUUCGACUAGUAUCUCUCCCAUGGAGAGCAGGGGUUCCAGCCAAGAGCACUACAGGGGUGGAUCUCAGGAUGGUCGCAUAGAGUCAGAAAUAGUUUCUUCAGUGCAGAGCAAAAUAACUCAGGAUCUCAUGGCUAAAGUGAGGGCAAUGCUUGCCGCCUCCAAGAACAUGCGCAAAGACUCUUAAUGAGACCUGUUCACAUGUGAGUUACCACCAGAAGUCUGUGUCAAAACUGGAAGACAGCUGUCCGCCAGGAUGGAUGGAAUCGUCAGACUGCCUCCUUUUUAUACACUGUUCACAGUAAUAGUUCGAUUUCCUUAGGGAAUAACUAAUCUGGUCAAUUUUUCAUUGACUUUUUACAGUUCCUGUAAACAUUGACCAGCAGUUUUCACUGUAUAUUUGUAUAUAUUCAAUUUCUGUUUCACUGUGUUCCAAAUAAAA